UAGACCGCCACUGUGGGAGACGUCCAGAGGACACUGAGUGCUGAAACAAAGUAGGCUGCGCCAAUAAGACAGAGACGAACCCCGCUUCACGAGAGAGAAAGGAUCAGAGGAUGUCCAGAGCUGACUGGUCCUUCCUGGAGCACCUGCUGGAGGAGGGCCAGGAGUUUUCCACAGGCGUCGGCCGCGUCUGGCUCACCGUGCUUUUCCUGUUCCGUAUGCUGGUUCUGGCAACUGCAGCUGAAUCUGCCUGGGAUGACGAGCAAAAUAACUUCGUCUGCAACACAAAACAACCUGGUUGCACUGCCGUGUGCUAUGACAAAGCCUUCCCCAUCUCCCACUUUCGCUACUUUGUCCUCCAAGUAAUUUUUGUCUCUACACCGACGAUAUUCUACUUUGGAUAUGUGGCUAUAAGGGCUGGGAGGGACAAGAAAGGAGAGGAGGAUGGGGAGAAAGCAGAAGAAGGUGGUGGAGGUAAAAGAGGGGGAAAAGCAAUAGAAAGGGACAAUGUGGAUAAAGACAAUGUAGAGGAGGAGAAACAGGAGGAUGCUGGGAAAGGUAGGAAAGCUGUUAAGGCUCCGUGUGAGGUUCCAAAACUGAAAGGCAGGUUGCUGUGUGCAUACGCAGUCAGCAUCCUGCUUAAAGUCCUCCUGGAAGUCGGCUUCAUCGUAGGGCUGUGGUUCCUUUACGAUGGCUUCUUCAUUUCAGCAAAAUUUGAGUGCACAAAGGUGCCUUGUCCUCACACGGUGGACUGUUUUGUCUCACGACCCACUGAGAAGACCAUCUUCACCAUUUACACUCAGGUGAUCGCCGCUGUAUCUCUGCUCCUCAACCUUUUUGAGCUCCUCCACCUCCUUCAGCUUGCCAUCUCCCAUCGGCUGGAGAAACGCUACCGUGCCCAGCAGCAAAACUACCUACCUCGGUCAGAGCAGGCACCAGCCCGACAGGAGGCUCCAGAACUCCAAACAGAUGGAUUACAGUCCUACAGAGCAGGGAGCCAUAUCAACAUCCCCAUGCAGGGUGAGGCUGGGUGCUACGCCAACCCCUGUGAGAGCUACCGGGAUUUAGCGAUUGAAGUGAACUGGGGCCCAGGGGAGAAUGGGAAUGACCUGCUCCCCAGUUAUAUGAACUGCAUGGGGGCUAUGAAAACAACACAUUCCCCUCAAGUCCAUUAUAAGAAACACACACACCACACUGGGAAAAACAUUAAGGGACACUCAAAGCACAAGCAUUAUGUAUGACGCAGUCAGAUUUGGUGACGCAUUGCUUAUGGCCAUGAAAGCUUUGUUUGGUUUCUUCCACCUCUACUUUUUGGUAUAAAUAAUAUCCUGCUCAAGACACUUGACUAUCAGACGUGAGAGAAACAACUAUUGCACUGUGAACUCGAUGCCUCAGAGGCAGGCAGACAUUCAAACAGAGUUUUACCAGAUAAAUGGGCAUACUCAAAAUGAAACAUUUUAUAAUCACUCCCUAAGGCAAAGAAAAUGAAAGUCCACAAUGAGAGAAGAUUACAGUCAUAAGAUGUUACAUUUAAUGGAUUUUGAUUCUGAAUGUGACAGUGGAAAAAAAAACAAUUUUGCAACUGGGGGUCUGCAGAGGGGCUAGAGCAGUGAUACUCAACUUACAGCCCACAGGCCAAAUCUGGACCCUAACAGUGUGCCCAGUGGUCCCAGAACCAUUUUCUAAUUCAAACUAAAACAAAGUGAUUCACACUGGGAAUUGUUUUUGUACUUUUAGUAUACAUAAGGUGCCAGAGUGCAAAAAACAGCAUCAAAGUAGAGCUUUUUUAAACCAAAAACAAUCCCAGUGGAGGAACCCCUGCAUCCCCUGCCACAUGUCCCGACUAAAACCCUAAUUCCCCAAAUCCUGGAAACAUCCUAAAAUUUGAGAAACAUUCUAAAAUCAUAGAAUUGUUCCAAAUUCCCAGAAACAUCUUA
Plectropomus leopardus (leopard coralgrouper) is the source of this 1934-nucleotide messenger RNA. It is a transcript of the gene gja4, whose product is annotated as gap junction protein alpha 4. Gene Ontology annotation, molecular function: gap junction channel activity. The record is from RefSeq and is a predicted model, not a curated record. NCBI's taxonomy places the organism in Eukaryota, Metazoa, Chordata, Actinopteri, Perciformes, Serranidae. Gene Ontology annotation, biological process: cell-cell signaling. Gene Ontology annotation, cellular component: connexin complex.